Molecule: messenger RNA, 1404 nt
Organism: Nerophis lumbriciformis (worm pipefish)
Lineage: Eukaryota; Metazoa; Chordata; Actinopteri; Syngnathiformes; Syngnathidae
Source: RefSeq, a predicted model, not a curated record
AUGGCGCUAAUUUGGUGUUUAAGUCUGCUCUGCUUACUUGCUGGUGCAUCUCAUGCUGCUGAGGUCUGUCUGGGUGAGCUUGGUUGCUUUAACGACCUCCCUCCAUGGGGGGGAACAACCCAGAGACCUGUUGCCGUCCUACCGUGGUCUGCUGAAAAGUUAGGCACCCGCUUUCUGCUUUUCACCCAGAGGAACCGUUAUUACCAGGAGAUUAAGCCCGACUCGACCAUUCAUGCAUCAAACUAUGGUGGCAUGAGAAAGACUCGAGUUGUCAUUCCUGGUUAUCUGCAGAAAGGAGAUGAAGACUGGCCACAAGAGAUGUGCAAGGUUAUGCUAAUGUGGGAGAAUGUGAACUGCAUCGCUGUGGAGUGGAAGAAUGGUGUGAAGACUCAUCAGUAUGCCCAGGCGGCCAAUAAUGGCAGAGUCCUGGCUGCACAGGUAGCAUCCAUGAUGACUUUUCUCAUGGGUAACUACAAGCAGACGGCGGGUAAAUUUCAUAUUAUUGGUCAUAGCCUCGGUGCUCAUGUCGCUGGCGAAAUUGGUAGUAGGAUCGGCGGCAUUGCACGCAUCACUGGACUUGACCCAGUGGAGCCUUAUUUCCAUGACACAAAUGCAGCAGUGCGCUUGGAUACAACUGAUGCCACUUUUGUUGAUGUCAUCCACACUGAUGGAAAUCCUUUCAACACAAAACUCGGUCUUGGGAUGUCUCACCCCAUCGGCCACAUUGACUUCUACCCUAAUGGAGGAGAUCAGAUGCCUGGUUGUAAAGUAAACAAAGGCAGGCCAACAGACCUGGAUGCUAUCUGGGAGGGUACAAAAGAUUUUGAUGCCUGCAAUCACAUCCGAGCCUACCAGUACUACCAGGAGAGUAUGGUUAAACCACAAGGUUUCGUAGGAUUCCCUUGCUCUGAUGCAAGCAGUUUUGCAGCGGGAAAAUGUUUCCCGUGCGCUGACGACAAAUGUCCCCUGAUGGGCCUCUAUGCAGACAGGUUUUCUUCAACUAACGCUUCUGAGACAAAGUACUUCCUCACCACAGGCAGUUCUGAACCUUUUGGACGCUACAGCUAUAAUGUAAAGGUAACCUUGGAUGGUCCCAGCUGGCCUAACCCAGGCUUCAUGUAUGUGGCUCUCGCUGGAGAAAGUGACAGCACAAAGGAAUACCAACUUCAUGUGGGUACAAUGAAGCCAGGAAAGACUUAUGAAAUGCACAUUGAUGCCGAGGUUGAUGCAAGUACCGUAACGGAAGUCAGGUUUCGGUGGAACAACCACAUCUUCAACCCCAUGAAUCCAAAGUACGGUGCAUCCAAAGUGGAGCUGUUAAGGGGAAAAGACAAGAAGAUCACUCUUUUCUGUGGAACUGGUAAUGUCGAAGAGAAUGAGAUUCAGUCCAUUCUGCCAUGCUAA